Aethina tumida (small hive beetle) is the source of this 774-nucleotide messenger RNA. RefSeq names its product C-factor (gene sni). Lineage: Eukaryota; Metazoa; Arthropoda; Insecta; Coleoptera; Nitidulidae. The record is from RefSeq and is a predicted model, not a curated record. The transcript is spliced from 5 exons. The coding region runs from base 9 to 752 and encodes 247 amino acids.
GCAGAAGAAUGAAGUCGAUAUUGAUAACCGGGUGCAACCGCGGCCUGGGACUGGGACUGGUCAGAGCGUUGACCAAAGACCCGGCCGGUCCCCAGACCAUAGUGGCAACGUGUCGUGACUUCGACAGGUCCAAGGAAUUGUUGGAGCUGUGCAAAAAUAAUCAAAAUCUGCACGUCUUGCAACUUGAUGUAAGGAAUGCGGACACGUUCGAGAAGUUCGCCGACGACGUUAAGAACGUCGUCCAAGACGGCGGACUCAAUGUUUUAUUCAACAACGCCGGUUAUUCACCGAAGUCGACCCGAAUCAAUUUCGUCAAGGCUGAACAUCUGAUGGAGUCCUUCGCCGUGAACACCGUCGGCCCUAUAAUGCUGACCAAGGCCUUGCUACCCUUACUGAAACAAGCAUCGACUGCGAAUUGUGAUAAACCCGUCGGUAGUGGAAGAGCUGCCGUCAUCAACAUGUCUUCCGUGUUGGGUUCCAUAGCUCUCAACACCGAUGGUGGGUUAUACCCAUACAGGUGUUCGAAGGCUGCUGUUAAUAUGGCGACGAAAUCCCUAAGCUCAGAUCUUAAAAACGACGGCAUAUUGGUCACGUCUUUACAUCCGGGUUGGGUGCAAACCGACAUGGGUGGCUCCAACGCCCCCAUGACCAUUGACGCCAGCGUCACACAAAUCGUCCAACUGAUCAAAAACCUGAACGAAAAGCACAACGGCUCAUUCUAUCAGUUCGACGGCAAACAAUUAGAAUGGUGAAAAUAAAGGAACUCAGAAACUU